AUGAGUCCAGAUCAGAAUGCAAGGGCAUUGACAUCAAUAGCCGGUGCUCAUAACCAACAGGUUAUGAGCCCAAGCGGCUCCGCACAACCAAGCGUGCCUCCGUUCCCCACGGCAGCAGGGCCGUCAGCACAGUUCGGAGGCAUUCAGUUCAUGCAAGCAACCCGGCUGGAGAUCCCGACGUCAAUCCUUCAGCAGUUUGCACAGGCAGCUUCGCUGGAUGCUUCUAUGCUCCAUGACCUGAGAGCAGCUGUCAUUGAACUGAAUGAUCGUAUGCAGUAUAGAUCCAACGUUUUGGGAGAUGCAUGCGUAACGCUCCACUCUGGAUACAAUGCCAUAGUGGAUAACCUGGACAGGCUCCAACAAGGAAUGGAGGCCCAUAGUCGUACUUUGGCCUUUCUCAUGAAUGAAAACCUGUCUUUAAAGCAAGAGAUAGAAUCCACCGGUGAGCAGCUCAGCACGGACAUGCGACAACAGUUUGCAAUCGUUCGCGAGCAGUUGAGUGCGGUCCAGAUGAAGGCGGAAACGGCCAUGAUGGGCCCGCAACAAUGGCAAGCCCAGGUUGAGGCACACAUUGUAACAAUUCAAAACAACCUUGAGGCUGGACUCCGGAAGGCCAGUUCUGAGAAUGAGACCCUGCGAUCUCGUGUUGGUGUGCUUGAACAGGCAAAUCAAGAGCGGGAGCGGGAGUGGCAAACUUUUCGGCAGGAGCAUCGCGCUUCAGCUGAUCAGAAGGGCUGCGACUCAACUGAGGUCCGCACUCAGGUCGAUGAACUGUGUGCUACUAUGACAGAUCAUGGGCAGCGCCUCGAUGUGAUUUCCCGGGAUGUUGCAGAUCUGCAUGCUUCAGUGGCAGAAGUAGAAUCAUCAGUGUCUCAUUUGGAGGGUCACAGCGCGACCAUCCGAGAGGAGAUCAGGGGUUUACAUCAGAUUUGCGAGCAUUUUGCCGUCUACACAGAUGAGGAACCUGUUGUUGGUGAUCCGGGGAUGGAAGAUUAUGAAGCAGGGUGGUGGGGUCAGCAUAAUGAUGUAGAUGCGAUGCCACAGGGUCCGCCGCCUGGCUUCGGGGAUCAGCCGCUGCACCCACCGGGGACCACACAGAUCCCGCGCAGAAUGUGCCACAGGCGGCGCAAACUGCGUUCAUGCCAGAAUUCAGACCUUCAGGACCAAGUGAUCACGGAGGUAACACGAGCAUCCAUCACGGUCGGUGGAAGCUACUUCAGGAUGCUAGCAGAUGAUCGGCACAAGCAAAGGUUGGCAGGUUUGCACCAGUUGGAUCCACCACCAAGGGUCCCACAGGAGGACUCGGAGAGUGAAAACCGGCUCGUGCUACUGCUGAUCCGUUGUGUGCCCGCUGAGUUGAAGCAGAAUGUCCUUGAAAAGGGAGAUGAAUCAGAACCGAUGCGUGCAAUUGCACUCCUUGAAGGGGUAUUAGAAACAUUGCAACCAGGUGGCGCUGCAGAAAUGCAGUCGUUACAAGCUUUCGUUCGGAAUCUGAGACCUGUUGGCACUGCAAAGGAGGGUCUGAGUGUGCUCCGACGGUGGCGGCUAGCAAGAUCUAGGGCCAUAGCAUUGGCGCUCCCCCAGGUUGCCCCAUUUGAGGAGCUUGGAGCGUUGGGAACACUUGCCCAGACUCUGGAGAAGCGUCAUGACCGAUUGCGUACCAUGCUUAGUCUGCUGCGAACUAGGCCGGAAAUCAUCCGGCCAACCCCCGAGGGAGUAGACAUGAUGAUCAGCCUUUUGGACCAGCAGUUUCAGCUACUCCAUGCCGAUGAGCAGGUAAAAACGAGUCGCGGUCGCGGCCAGGAGGAUGAUCUCGAUCCAACGGCAAAGAAGGGCAAAGGCAAGGACGGAAAAGGCAAAGGCAAGGGUAGCAAGGGUACGGGUAAGGAUUCAGGUUCAAAAGAUGUGAAGCAGGAGUGCAUAGAACCGGGUCCAGUAGAUCUGUCAAGUGAGGGUGAAGAGUCGCCCGAGCCGUCCGAGCCAGCACCGAGUGAGGAGGAGUCUGAAGGUGUAGAAUCAAUUCCGGAGGCCGGUGGCCCGCUCUGGGUUCUUGACUUGUCCCUACGGGAUUACAUCCAUUGGACGCGCCCAUCGCAGACUCAGGUGUGUGCAGACCGAGAUUUUCGUGAGGAGGAGAAUCCUAACUCCAUUGUGUGGGCAGUCUGGGAUACGAUCAUUCAUGAUGAGCUAGAUGUAGAUGAAACGGGCACCAUACCCAUCGCGGAGGGAGUGUGCAUGAUCAAGUGUGAUACCACAGUUGUCCUUUGCGAAGAUGGGGUUGGAAGGCCCUGCUUUGUGGUUUGGAUUCAGGAGGAGAGUUCAGGUCGGGAAAGGCAGCUUGCUUUGGCCCAGAUACAGCACCGACCAAGGGUGCGACGCUGGCCCGAGAUCCCCGAUCCCCAUGCGGCUCCAGCAAGAGCUCCCGAUGCCGCGUCCGCUUACGUGAGGGGCGCUCCACCGGCAAAGGCAAGCAGCACUGGUAGGUGUGAGGAGGAGCGAUGUGUUCUUGCGGACACCGGUGCAAAUGAGCUUAUCAGGUCUAGUCAGGUUCGCCUCACGCUAGCCGAUGGCAACACUACAUGUGCAUGGCGUACGAGGGACGGUGAGCUUGCAAUGCCUGGUGAUGAGACCUCCUGGAUUGUCCCUGUAGGUAGGCUGGUGCAGCUAGGCUAUAGGUUUGUCUGGGAUCUGGAUUUGGGUGCUAGGUUAGUGCGGGAGACUGAAGCUGGAUGUGAAACCAUCCACAUGUUCGUCGACAAUGGCUUGCCUUACCUUUACUGGUCGGAUUUUGCCCACCUUCGCAAACAGCUGUCAGCCGCUUUCCGAAACCAGAAGAGGAGCUGCUGUGCCGUCGCGAGUAACGAGAGCGAGCUUAUGAACAUGUUUGUAACACCGGAUGAUUUGCAUGAGUGUGAGGCUGAGGCUAAGGAGUGUGUGUCCCCAGAUUCCAAGGCAUGCAUUGGAGAGCAAGUCGCAGCAGCCUUCUUGAAGCUUGAGAGCAUCACAUAUGACCAUGUUUUGGAGGCUGUCAUGAAGGCGGGUUUGAAACCUCAGAGCAAGUCGAGAUCCUGUGCUGUAGGUCUUGAGGGUUCAGAGGGCAUAAAGUCAUGGGUGUUUGGUGCUUACGGUCAUGGCCCGCACUGCGGCGUGACAACGCGAACCAAUCAAUUCCCGAACCUUGUUGCCUUGAUCAAUCGCUUCAUGCAGCAAGAGAUGCCCACUGCAUCCUGGUCGUCUUUUACCAUAUCCCAAGACGUUACCUUUACCCCGCAUAAGGACACCCAUAAUGAACCUGAUUCCCUAAACGUGCUUGUCGUGCUAAACCACAAGGGCCAGUGCAAGGGCGGCAGUUUGUGGAUUGAGCAGGAGGAUGGCGAUCAAAUGCGCCAGAUCAAGCCGGAUCUGAAUCUUCGGGGUGUUGUCAUGCCGGUGCUAAGGCGUCCAGUGCAGUUCAGUCCAACAAAGUGGCAUGGAACCACGCCUUGGAAGGGCACACGCGUAGCAUUGUCAUUUUUUACGACUAGGAACGUGCUUACCUUGCCGGCAGAUGAACAGAGGCGAUUGAAGGAGUUGCACUUUCCAACCUGCGAGGCAGUUGCUGCUGCGGCCGAACACAUCGCAUUCCCCCUAAGCCUGAACCCCGCCGAUGACCAGUUUCCUGAGGACCUUGAAGCCAAGACGACGGACGCGACGGUAGGCGAGGGUCAGUUCAGGGAGAAUGUGUCGGAUGAAUUCCAGGAUGGCGGGUUGUUUGGAGAUGUGUUUCAGGGUCUAGCUGAUCCCGAUGGUCCGCCCGCGAGCUCCGACAUGUGGCCUUUGGAUGACGAUCUAGCGGAGUAUGAGCCUUCGCUUGCAGAUCCUGAGGACAUUUUCCAUGCGAGUCAAUUCGAUGAUCAACCUGGUGAGGCAAGUUCCCGGGAGUUUGCGUUGCCUGCGGCUGCGCCGGAAGCUCCGAAAGAACCUGUCAAGGCGAAACCGGGUCACACACUUGACGAUUACCGUGCUAGAGGAACCAAGAAGCCGCACCGCAAAGUGCAGCCGUCCGAUGUUGCAAAGGGGGUGUGUUCAGACUUGAAGAUGGUGCCACUCUCCAAUUUGUCCAGCCACUGCAACGCAGAUUCUGGUCAGAUGUUCUCAGUGGAGUACGUGGCUGUGAACUGGCAGAAGUAUCAUCUGCUUUCCUAUGAGGAGGAGCAGUUGGCGAAUCAAGUCGAGGAGAAGCUACUGGAAGCGAGCACAGCGCCGGCUCAAGCGGAGACGGUGGACUUGAAGGGUUUCUAUAAGGGUGACAGACAGCAGCAGUGGAAAGCCUCACUUGUGAAGGAGUAUGGGAAGAUGAAAGAUGUCCUUGAGGAAGCGACCCGGGAUCAACUACAUGGCAGAUUGGGCCUGCCUGCGGGGACCCGCUUACCUCGUGAAAUCCCUUCUAAGGUUGUGGCAACACUCAAACCGAGCGAGGACCCGACGUUGGCCAACGAGGAUGGGUUUGCCGAGAAAAGCCGAAUAUGCGCUUGUGGCAACUUUGAAUCAGGAGCUGACAACAAUGGUGAACCUUGGACGUCUUCAAACAUCCCACCUGAGAUUGUGCGGACUUUCGUGUCAUUGGCUGCAUCAACGGAGAAUUGGACUUUGGGGGGCUUGGAUGUCGAGGCCGCCUUUCUGAACGCCGACAUUUCCUCCGGAGAUCCUGUGAUUAUUACUCCACCCAAAGUUAUGCGAGACCUAGGGCUCGUUGGUGCAGAAACGGUGUGGAUAGCGCGAAAGAACAUCUACGGGCUCCGUCGGGGCCCGACCGAAUGGGAGAAAGAGCGCGACACGAAGAUCAAUCAUGCAACCAUCCAGGGCUCCAAGGGCGACAAUCAUUCAGCACUGACUUUCAUUCCGAUCAACCUUGCCGCUGGCCUGUGGAAGCUGGUAGAUGAGAAGGGUGUGGUCGUUGGAGCGUGCUGUUGCUAUGUCGACGAUGGUCUGGUCGUGGGCGAUGUGGAAGUGAUCCGAAGAGUCACUGCUUUCAUUCAGAGUUUGUGGUCUAUCAAGGGUCAGGGUAUUCUUGAGAAACCAGGGGUAGGACUUAGCGGAAACCUCGUUGUGAGUGAAACCUUGACCUUGAAGCUCGUUCGGUGCAUGCGAUUCCUCGGUGCAGAGAUUGCUGUGGCGAGUGAUGGAUUGCAGAUUGGACAGGCAAAGUAUGUGGCACAAGAACUUCGGGCUCGAGGGUGGCUCACGCUCAAGGGGUCAGAAUCACUACCGGUACCAUCGGAGGGCCUUGCGGCGUCUGAGAUCCGAGACAAUGCGUUCGAAGCUAACAUGAAACUGGCCCAAAAGGAAGCUGGAACCUUGAUGUGGAUUGCACUCCGAUCCAGGCCGGACAUUGCUGCUUGCUUAGGUGUAGCCAGUACUUUGAUCACUUCCAGGCCGUCCGAGAGUCUGCGAUUGUGCAAGGGAAUCUGGCGUUAUCUUCGAAGCACUUGGGACAAAGUGAUUCAGUACAAUUACGGAGGUCCCAAGGGUCCAGACGACGCGAUGAAUGAUCCAUCAGUGUUCCGGAUAGUGUCAGAUGCCUCUCUCGCUCCAGGGGGAGCUCGUUCGAGGAGCGGCGUGGCUUUAUUCCUAGGAAGUCAUCUGCUGUACUGGAGGUCUCAAAGACAGGCUUUAGUAGCCUGGUCGGCUACCGAAAGUGAGCUCGAGGCUAUGGCUAUUGCUUUCCAAGAUGGGCUGAAGCUGCACGCAGUCAUAGCUGAACUGUCGGGCCGUGCGCCGCGCAUUUUGGCGUUCGGUGACAAUUCAGGUGCCAUCCAGCUGGUGACUAAGGAGCGCUUUCACGAGCAGACAAUGAGAACACGGCAUUUCGCAAUCCGUUGUGCUUACAUCCGAGAUCUUGUGUGGCUACAUGACAUUGAGGUUUUGCAUCGCGGGACAAAUGAGCUUGAGGCCGAUGGACUUACCAAAGUCUUGGGCAAGGCGAAACUGGCAGUGGCGCGUGUGCAGCUGCGGAUCAUGUGA
Molecule: messenger RNA, 6003 nt
Organism: Symbiodinium sp. CCMP2592
Lineage: Eukaryota; Dinophyceae; Suessiales; Symbiodiniaceae
Source: the annotation of a GenBank genome assembly